GCUCCGCCGGAAGAACAUCAACCUCCAGCCCGGCGCUUCCCAAGAGCAUCGCCGCAGAAUCACUUUACUAUCAACGAGCCGAGUGUACGGCCGCACAAGCUCCCUGUUCUACUCCAAUCGAGUGACGGAUCGAACGUCGAAUUGGUCGACCCUAUUCUGGGGUUCGAAGUGAGUUCUUAAGAGAGGUGCGAGCCUCCAUGCAGCCACACCUUGGCCGAAAAUGUCACACGAUCCAACAGCCGGAGGCGCGUGCGUCAACGCCAUCGGUUUCGUAGCCUGGCCGCAUGAAAAGCCCUGCCAAUACUGCGAGUGGGAUGGCUCGUCGCAAGAUGGGGACUUGUGUUCAUCAGGGGAUGCAGAAUGCAGCGACUUCUCCAAGUCGGAUGGCUCUGACGCGAGUGAAGAAGUCGUGGAGGAAGAGGGGAGUCAGGCAAAUUUCAGGACAGGACAUCCUCCCUCCUCCAGUUGGACCCAGGCAACUUCCCCUCGAAGCGAAUUCUGGCACCAACUGUCAGUGCACGUUAUAAGCCUCGCCUUGCAAGCGGCCGCACAAAGCUGGGCUGCUGGGGCGAACUAGGUCGGAGCCCUGUAAUUGGGGUUGGGAGUGGUGAUUAGCUUGUGGGUAGCUUAUGGAGCUGCCUAAGAUGCUUGAUGAGACUUGAGUUAUAGCCGGUGCA
Messenger RNA from Parathielavia appendiculata, 677 nucleotides. RefSeq lists its product as uncharacterized. Lineage: Eukaryota; Fungi; Ascomycota; Sordariomycetes; Sordariales; Chaetomiaceae. Bases 221 to 577 code for a protein of 118 amino acids. The transcript has a single exon. The record is from RefSeq and is a predicted model, not a curated record.